Messenger RNA from Tribolium castaneum (red flour beetle), 6892 nucleotides. RefSeq lists its product as uncharacterized. The transcript is spliced from 24 exons. Bases 533 to 6760 code for a protein of 2075 amino acids. NCBI's taxonomy places the organism in Eukaryota, Metazoa, Arthropoda, Insecta, Coleoptera, Tenebrionidae. The record is from RefSeq and is a predicted model, not a curated record.
UGGUGGGGUGUUUCAGCAAGGAGAUGAAGAGAAAAAUCUAAAGUGCGUAAAGAAAAAGUGAUUGUUUUGAAAGCGACUGGCGUCAAACACUGGAUCGCAUACGCUUUCAGGAAUGAGUGUUGCUUAUAAGAUUUAUAAAUUGUUUGGCGAACAUCCCGAAAUUAGGUGAGCACGGAAUCUGGUUGCGACGCUGACCGUCUUCUCUCGCACAGCUUCAACGUGUGUAUAUGUUCAUAUGAAAGUGACCCCGUGCGAAUUAUCGCCAAAUUGUCCGAUUUUUUCGGUAAUGUGGGAGUAGUGCCGUCGUGCGAACUUUCCAGUGAAGUGAUUACGUAAUUGAUGCACGUUUUCUGGGCCCGAUGGUCCAGCGCAUCUCCAUUUUCUCCUAAUCCCAGUUUUUGAGUAACAAAUACACACAAAUACAAAUGUGCUGUAGCUAUAUAUAGACGGAACUCACGACCUAAGAUGUUGCAGUUGUAAAUUGUGAAACCCUUUCACCAAUUUUUGUCUCUAGCGCUGAAUUCGCCCAAUCAUGCAUCACAUGUACCCCCUUGCCAAGGGAGACCCCUUGUGUCCCCUAGGGUUCCACCCCCAAGUCAGGUGGCCCACUAGGUGUAAACGGUGCUUCAGAGACUAUAAGGAACAUGGGGGGAAGCGAAGGGACGAAGAACCGUCCCUCCGAAGAGACGACACCACGGCGUCGACACCUAGUCUGUCUUGGAGUUCAAGGGAUGCAGAUAGUGAGAGAAGACGUAGCUGGGUAUCUAGCAGCAACUUAGCGUCUGACCGUGACAAUAAUUCUGUAAAAAGUGAAAGUAAUUAUAGCAAUCCAUCAUCUUGGACGUCCACUCCAGAUUUAGCAAAAUUGGAAGACGAUACUCAAGCUGUCACAACAGUUAGCAUAAAAUUACCAAAGAGAAAACAAAAACCGAUCGAUACGGGACAAAGAACUGUUUCUGAUAGUUUCUCCAUUAAACCCGAAAAGUCAGUAUUUAGUAAAAACGAUAGUUUAGCAGCACGCGCUAGGAAAUUACAGCAAAUCAAGGAAGCAGCGGAGGAAAAACACAAACGAAUCCAAAUAAAAGAAGUCAAAACAAUAUCAGAGGAACCAACAAAUCACGAUGUACAAUUUCUCAUCCAAGUGAAACGAAAACCUACUGUAGUGGAAGACCAUCAUUCAGAGCCCGAAGACGACGCUGUAAGUAUAGCCGGAACCGAGACAACUGACACCACUUUGGUGGAUGCGCACGAUCACGAGUUAAGAGAACAGUUAGAGAGUUUAAAAAAAGAGCUAGAAACGACGAAAACAAAAUGUGAAAGACUUGAACGCGAAAAGAGUGACAUUCUCCUGCGAAGACUCGCAGCGAUGGAAACAACAACCAGCAAGACCACUGCUUCGGAAGUCCUGAAACUCCAGCAAAAGUGUAACGAGUUGCAACAAACUCUCGAGGAUUUCCGGGACGAGAAGAAGAGUCUAACUUUUAAGGUGAAGGAGCUGGAGGAGGAGUUGGAACAGAGACCUACGGCCCAAGCGGCGCAGAAAAUCGCCGAUGAGCUGCGUUCGAAGCUGCUCGCGGCUGAAACACUGUGCGAGGAGCUGAUGGACGAGAACGAAGACAUCAAGAAGGAGCUGAGGGACAUGGAGGAGCAAAUGGACGAAAUGCAGGACAACUUCCGCGAAGACCAGGCCGUGGAAUACACCUCACUCAAAAAAGAGUUGGAUCAGACCACCAAAAACUGCAGGAUUUUGUCGUUCAAGCUGCGAAAAGCCGAACGCAAAACUGAACAGUUGGAGCAGGAAAAGAACGAAGCGGAGCGGAAGUUGAAAGAGAUCUCAGGGGGACAGUCAACCUUGGCCAAUUUGGAGAAAAUGAAACAACUCGAACAGGAUUUGAAGCUAGCUAACGAAGUCUCGAUUCGGUUGCAAAAGGAGUUGGAUGAGACGAAUCAAAAGCUUCAAGAGGAGUCCAAGACGAGCAAAAAGAAAGCGCCGAAGUUGGGAUCCAUCGGCAAAUUCCCAUCUGCUGAUGGAAAAGUUUCCCGCGAGUCUCUGACUCGGGGCGGUUCCCAAGACGAUCCCGCUCAGUUGCUGAGAGACCUCCAAGAUUCAAUGGAACGCGAAGCUGACUUACGGGAACAACUGAAAUUUGCUGAAGAAGAGAUUUGUAAAAAAUCAUGCGGACAUUUCAAAUCCCCCGAAUUGCAUAUUUUUCAACGCAAAUCCCCUUUAGUAUUGUUUGAGUCUCAAAACGUGGAGACCAAACUUUUCACAGUAUCGACCCAAACUUUGUUAAAUCUUGACUCAUCUGAAGCAGGAACACAAGCCGCAUUUGAUAUCUGUGACGCCUCUAGUCAAACAAUUGAAUGGCGACCACAAAGUUUCAUUUCUUCCAUUCAAUUCCAUCAUCUCACAAUGUCCAAAAUUUACCAACCAGCGAGACAUUUCUCACCAAUGGCCACUUUCCUGAACGCAAUGGGUCGUAAACUAAGUCCCACCAAUAAUUCAAGAUUGACCCCAGAACCACCUUCUGAGAAAGGUGACGUAUCAGACGACGAAGACCCCGCAGAAAUCAAAUUACAGUUAGAGUUGAGCGAACAAGAAGCUUCUGUUCUUCGACGCAAAGUUGAAGAUUUAGAAGCGGAAAACCAUAGAAUUAAAACCAAAAACAAGGAACUGCAAGACAAACUUACCGCGAAAACUACAACAAAACGCACGGCUGUUGGUGGAGAAAAGGGCACGACACUGCAAAAUCAGAAGCUGAAAGUUCUAGAAGACGAGGCGAACGACCUUCGGAAAAAACUCAUCGAGAAGGAAAGAGACUGUGAAAGACUACACGCGGAACUUAGUCUAAACCAAAAGAGAAGUAAAAGUGUUCAAAAAAGCAAGUCUUUGGAUUUGGAUCAGCAAACUUUGGACUUGAAACGUCAACUUCAAGUCAUUGAACAAGAAGCGAGCAUUUUACGAAAUAAAAUCCAAUCGCUUGAGGCAGAGAACGAGAAGUUAAUAAGCGAGAAUAAAAAGCUUCAACUAGUCCGAGGAGCGAAAAACCUCAAAUCUGCGGACAAAAACUUAGACAAAUACAUUGACCAAAUAGCUUCGUUAGAAAUUGAAAUUUCCGAGAAAAACGACAAGAUCAAAGCGCUGGAAGAAAAAUUAGAAACGGCCCUUACGCAAGAUUCAUCAAGUCUUAAAGGAGGAAAUUACAAACGAUUUGUAGAGAGAACACCUAAGAAGGUUUCACAGUUAACAUCGAAGGAUCAGUUGAAAACUAUGGUGCAUGAUUUGGAGAAUGAAAUUGGUGAGAUGAUUGUGGCAAUAAAAACCAGCGAAAACGAGAAGAUUAAACUAGAGGAAGAAAUGAAGAAAAUGCGACACCAGAACGAAGUCAAUAAAGCGAUGCAAGAACUCGAAGAAAUGAACAAGAAAUUUGAAGAGAUGAAGACUGAAUUAUCGAAGGAAAAGGAGAAAGUGACUGAAGAGAAAAGUAAAUACGACGAACUUAACAAAUCUUUGGUCAAAACGAAGGAAUCCUUAACGAAAUCGAAUCAAGAGAAGAAGAAACUUAAAGAACAAAUCGAGAAAUCCAAGGAAGAACAGAAGAAAGUACAAGAAGAAAAGGAUAAACUGGACGAAGAAAUAGCUAAAUUGAAAGCUAAUUUAAAAACUGCGACUUAUAAACAAGAUGAAUUGACCUUAAUAAGCCAGAAGGCUGAGUCGCUAAAAUUAGACCUUGACUCUAAAGAAAAAGAGUUAAAAACCAUCAAAAAAGAACUUGAUAGUAAAAUCAAUGAGUUAUCUGAAAAAGCUUCGAAGGUGUCUCAGUUAGAACGGAAAUUUAGCGAAACUGAAGAAAAAUUAAAAAUUGCAGAAAAACGUGAAAAGGAUUUGGAAGCUAAAAUUGAGGAAGAGAAGAGUAAAACCAAGUCGAAAGAAGGAGAGCAAAGUAAAUGGAACGAAGAGCGCAAAAAGUACAAUAACCAAAUUGAGGAAUUAAAUAACAAAAUUUUAAGUCUGGAAACCACAGUUGAGAGCAAAAAGAAAUUAAUCGAGCGAUUGGAAGAGAAUUUGAAAAAAGAGCGAGAAUCGUUUUCCAAAGUUGAUGAACUGGAAACUCGCGAAAUCACAAAAUUAAAAGACGAAUUAAGUAAGAGCAAAGCUAAUUUGGCCGACGUUGAGUCCAAACUGGCAUCGUCCCAAAAGAGCCAAAAGAAUCUCGAAGAUAAGUUGAAAAAAUCGGAGACGGACAGUAAGAAUGAUAAACUGUCUCUUGAGAAGAAGAAAGGAGAGUUAGAAAUUGAAUUACAAAACGAAAAGAAGAAAAUCGAGGUGAUGAAAGGCAACCACGAGAAAGAGAACAAAAACAAAGAAAUGGAGCUCGCUUCGCUGAAAAGCAAGAUAAAAUCACUGGAGUUAAACGCCGGAGCUGGGACGAAAAGACUAGCAGAAAUCAAACAAUUCCAAGAGACUAUAGACAAAUUAGAAACUAAUCUAAAUAAAGAAAAGCAGAAAUAUGAAGACCUCACGGCUAAGUAUGAAAUUUUGGAAGAAGAACAUGUAGUAACCAAGGCAAAGUUGGUUAUGGAGAAAGAAACUAUCGAAAAUCAACUUUCUAGUACAAGGUCACAACUGGACGAAUUGGAAGUUGAGUUAAAAACACUGAGAGAAACGUACAACAAACAACACGAUGAAUGGAUAAAGGAGAAACUGAGCAUGCAAGAAAAAAUUAAAGAGAUUGAGAAACGUAACGGAAACGGAAGCGAAUUAGAUAAAGUGCGAUAUAAAGCAAUGCUGGACGAUAAGCAAUCCGAGUUGGACCAGCUGAGGAAGGAAAAUGAGGCGAUGCACGACCAAAUGGAAUACAUGAGGAAGGAGACUGACGAAUUGAGGAAAAAACUGGACGAUUACGAAAAAGUGAACAAAGUACAAAGGAACAUAAGUGCGGAUAGUUCGGCAAUGGAGAAGGAAAUAAGGCAACUUAAAGCAAAGUUGAGUUCUAUUGAAAAAUCCAAAAAGCUCGAAUUGGGCGAGUACAAAAUGCGAUACGACAACCAGCUUUCUAUAGUCAACGGCGAACUGCAACAGCUCCAAGGCCAAGUGAUGCGGUUCAAGCGCGAACGAGACACGUACAAGCACAUGCUAGAGUCGGCUCAGAAAACUAUCGGCGAUUUGAAAAAUUCUCCAAGAAGUGCCAAAGACAAUACGAAUCCUUCUGCACACUACGAUGAGUUGGAGGAAUCGAAAACAAAAAUUGCAACUCUUGAACAACAAAUCAGUUGCAUGGAGGACGAACUUUCGGAAGCUCGCCUUGAAUGUUCUCGACUGAAAACCGAACUGGUGUCGGAAAGGUCCACAUGGGAAGUGAAAAUGUCUGAACUGCAUUCCCGGGUUAAUGAACUAGAAGAGGAGAAAAUCCUUAGUAGCGGAAGAACGAAAAUUGUAGGACUGCGGACUCGAAUGGAACUAGCUUGGCAGAAAGAACGCGAGGAACAGCAGAGAUUAUUGCAGGAAACUGCGACUUUGGCCCGAGAUCUUCGGCAGACGUUGUUCGAAGUUGAGAGGGAACGAGACAAGGAACGAUUAGAAGCGAAACGCAAACAAGAACAGUUCAAAAAGUCCUCCGAGGAGGAUCAAGACGAAAAUAAGAAGAAAAUAACCGAGCUACAGUGCGAUUUGCUGGAACUAAGAGACGCUCACGCCAAAUUGCGAACCACAAACGAGAAGCUUCGCCGCGAAAAAGAACGCUACGAGAAAGAAAGAGAAGAAUUCAAGUCGGUUAUUCAAGGCAAGAAGCGCCUGAACCAAGAAGACGAACGAAAAGUCAACGUCCUGAUUGAACAAAUCGACUAUUUGAAGCAACUAGCACCAGAACUGUUCUUCUCCCGCGAUAAGGAAGCCUCAUACACUCCAACUCCCCCACGGAGGAGCAGAAGCUCGAAAUCGCGCGAGACUUCACCAGCCAUCGAGCGCCGCGAGUCGUCUUUAUCACCAGAAGACAAGCAACAAGAAAUCCAAAACAUGAUGCUUAAACUGGCAAACACUGCGGAAGACCUGCGCCGACUCCAGAAACUAACCGAAGAUGAAUACGAACGGGAGAGAAUCAAGCGCAGUAUGGGGAUGAGAAGAGCGACGUCCACUGAACACGAAAAUGUCUCCGAAAGCAGAUACAAGUCGUACCAGAAACGCAAAACCGACGGGAGCUUACACCGAAAAAGCUUGUCUCUAGAGCACACCAUAGCCCAGAACGACCCCAAAAUCUGGAAAAACGACAACGACAGCAUGUCCAGUCUCCACUCUCUGGACAUGUCUUCAGACGUCGAAAGGUGGACAACGAGGGACACGAGUCUAGACAGUCGCCUCUCUGGUGGUUCCACCCAGAGCGAGUUCGCCGGCGAGAAGAAAAAGAAGAAGGGAAUCAUGGGCAAGUUGAAGAAAUUGACCAAAUCUCGAAGCAUCGAUGACGAAGAUCCUGGGACUUUCUCGCCCUCAAGAUCACUAUCGUCAAAGCAAAAUUCGAGUUCCGAACUUCUGGAGGAGAAAGGGAGCAAGAAGGAUUUGAGGGAGCGAAUCACGGGUAUUUUCAAGAAAAGCGGCUCGUCAUCACGGAGCAACAGUGUGGAAAGACACGAAGUGAGACACGACACAAGUUCGACACACAGGCCCUUGAUGCGGAAUGGCAGUGGCGGGAAUUUGUCCUCACGAGCGUCUCCAGCUUUUCAGGAACCAGAAAAGACACCGAACGCAAAAGCUAAGAGAAAUUAACAUUUGAAACAAUUUCCAUUUUUUAUCCCCCAAAUUACGUGUUUUGUUGUUUGAAAAUAGUGUUUCAUGUUAAUAGACCUGUAAAUUUAUGUUUGUAAAGUGAUUCUUUAAAUAAAGCCGCUAUUCGAAUCA